CCGUCCGUCGGCUCGGAACACGCGGACGCGGACGUUGGCUGGCGACCUUCGGACGGGGAGGCUCUCUGUCGAGUUGGCGUGCGUCGGUGGCCCGGGAGGCCCGCCACCUUCGAACGCUGCAGUGGCAGUUCGCAUACCAAGCCACGCCGACAACUUUAGAUUUCGCUGUCUUCCCGACUCUACCCGAGGCGCUGCUUUCUCGUGGACGACUUUUCACCCCAGUGCGCGCGACGUUCGCGAUUCUUUCAAAUUGUGUGUGUCGUGUUGUUUGUUACCCUGUCAAAGUGUUGGUCCGAUGACGUCCCCUCCUGCCCUAUUCACGCAGUGAACGGUUUCCACGCUCCCCUUGCUCCAGCAUUUCAUCGAACGCCUUCUUUCCCCUUUUGGAUUUCGCUGCUGCAUCACCUGGACCUUGCUUCAAAAGUGCGUGCCAGAGCCGGUCUCUGUUAGUGCAAGUUUCCCAUUGUCAGAACCGCUGAAAGUCGGCUUGCUUCGACUGGAACAGAAGAGGAACGAAGCAUCACAAGAGCCAAACACUGUCGGGGAUGAUGCCUCGAAAGAAGAGGGGUCAUCGAAUGCGCUCGGACAGCUAGGCUUGCUUGCAGAGAGCCACUUGUUCCGGAGUCGUUGAUUAUCGGUCUGAUCUACUGGAACCAGCUGUCGGCCCUCCAGAGUCGAGUCACUCUCGCCUCGUUCUUCAGCUGGAGGAGUCGUCGUCUCUUCUGCGUCGUUCGUCUGAUGGGCAGUUUCCUCGUCUGUCCUGCGUAACAGAUUAAUGAGGCGGCUGCACUACCUUGCUGAUUUUAGAGACUUCGCUUACAACUAAAGAUGAAGCCAAGAUGACCUUGGAGACGACGUGUGCCUGCAUUGCUGGCGAGAAAGUACUGCUUAGGCGAUAGCAGACAAAGCGUGUCCACCCCUCCGGCCAUGCCAGGGUGCCUGGGUGUCGCGAAGACGCGGCUUCGGUUGCUGCGUCUGCUAUUCCUGGCUUCUUGGACGUGUAUGGCAGCGCAUGCCAUGUGUCCGUCGCGGUGUGUCUGCGAUGACGAGAACCUGCGAGUAGUGUGUGACUCGGCUUACCUGGAAGUGGUGCCUAUCACGCUCAACCCGAACUUGCGUGAGCUGAGCCUCCUGAAUAACCACAUCAAGAGUGGCGUAUCUUCGUUCAGCGUGUACGGAAACCUGCGCUACCUGGAUGUCUCUCACAACCAGCUUGUGUCGCUGGGCAAAGAGAACUUCCAUUCGCACAAGUACCUUGUCGUGCUCGUUCUAGCGAGGAACAUGAUCUCGCAGCUCGACAACACAACAUUCAAAGGGCUUGAUGAACUACAGACGCUGCUACUGAACGAAAACUACAUUGACAGCAUACCGGCUGGUGUAUUUGCGCCACUGAAGAAGCUGGAGAAGCUGGAUCUGUCGCAGAACCGCCUAGUCAGGGUCACCGAGCAGGCGUUCCAGGGACUGACCAAGCUGAAGACCCUACUGCUACGAGACAAUAAGUUUGUGACGAUACCGAGCCAGGCGUUUGCGCCGCUGUCGUUUUUGUUAAACCUGGAUCUCGGUCUUAACAUGUUCUCCAAUAUUCCUGAGGAAGCCUUCGUGGCACUGAAGCAGCUCGAAGAACUGUCCUUAGAUGGUUGCGGUGUAAAGACGGUGCAGAACGGCGCGUUUCGACAGCUCUCAGCAUUGCGCCAGCUGAAGCUGCACGACAACGAGCUCGAAGAAGUGCCCACUGCAACAUUCCAGGAUAUAACACGGCUGGAAGUUCUCAACUUGGGACAGAACAAGUUCCCGAGGCUUCGACCGCGGGCCUUCGAGUACCUCAAGUACUUGAGAACUCUGGAAGUGAGCGGCUCUGCCGCGCUCCGUUGCAUCGACCGAGGUGCUUUCGCCGAGAACACGGACCUUCAAAUUAUCCGCAUGACACACAACAUAAACUUCCGGUGCAUAGAGCCCGGAGCGUUCAGUGGCCUGGCUGGUCUGAAGCAUUUGAUUCUUCGAGGCAACGGCUUUACGACUUUCGAUGAGUCUCUUCUCGAGUGGUACGAGCUGCAGGAGCUCGACCUCAGGGACAAUCCUCUGGUCUGCAAUUGCACCGUACUAUGGCUGUGGCACAUGUGCAGUGACCGCAACACCACGAAUUCGCCGCUGACUCCUGAAACCGCUUUGAUACGCUGCGGUGGUGGGCCACCAGCGGUCAAGGACAAGUUACUGAGAGACAUCGGGUCGGCGGACUUGGGCUGCUACGAUGCCGUGCUUCGGCGGCAGAUCAUCAUCGGUGUCGUGGCAGCGGCUGCGAUACUGUUCGCACUCAUCGUGGCCCUCGGUUUCCGAUUUAGGGAACGAGUCGCCGGCGUCCUCAAGAACAAGUGGGGAAACGGAACCAAGGAGCCGCAGUACCACAAGACACACGGCGAAGACGACAACAGCAUGUGCCAAGUGGCUCACCAGCCCUUGAAGUUGAUUCCCGUGACCGAACUGUGAUAAACGCCUUGGCGCUGUGGUAAAACGGCGUAGCGAGAGGAUUUCUGAAGCCCAGAAAAUGUCUUACGAAAUUGAAAGAAGUAAAUCCGGACUCUUUUCGACCAACGUGGCCUUGAUGCGGACUUGCGGUCAUGGGGAAUUAUUUCCUCUUAGUGAAAAGAUGUGUUAUUUGUGAGUUCACAGUUGGGCAUCUACGCCGCGCCGGCCCCAGAGUCUAAAUCUAAAGCAUGGAUCUCGGCGUUCUUGCUGUGUUAUAUUAUAAGUUUCAGCAGCACAUCACUCUGGCUUCUCGUCUCCUCGCUCCACAACGAGGCCAUUGUCUGUUUGUGCACAUCUCCUGUCAAAAAACAACAAUUGCUGCCACAGCGUCGUCUUAAAUAAACAGCGCCGCGGACACAUGAAAAAAUAUCUUCGAAGAGAAACCGAGAGAGGAAAAAUGGAGGAAAGACUGUUUGAAGAAGCUGGCGAAACGUGUGUGAUUUUCCAAGCAAAAUGAUCGCCCCAGCGAGUGCAAAGUGUUCGUUUCAGAUGUUUGUAUGACUGAGCCCAACCGUGCUUUUUACAAAAAACUUGAAAUGGAGCAGUGUGGCCGUAUAUAGGACUUCUUCCCAGUAGUAGGACACUGUGCUGGAAGUGACGUUUCGGAACACAUAUUUAUCCCAGCACGUCCGCAUUUCCUUAUAGUAAGCUCACAAGGUGUAGCAUUUCCUUUACUUUCCAGUGGACGAACGCCAGCUAUUUAGUCGUAGUGUGUACGGACGUUUCUACGAGGACGCGUCGCCGAGCAGCUAACGAUGCGGAUGAACCAUAACUUUUUAAUAUUUCUGGACUGGAAAGCACUCUCGCGUCCUUCCUUUGUACAUAGCACGGAGCCCAAGUAAUGUGGUGUGGCUGUUCGAUCGUUAUUUCUCUUUGUGUGUUGGUGGCAAUGAUGAUUUCUCUCUCUCUCUUCUCAUUUCUUUAUUUCUUCAUUUCCUGACCGGUCACCACACGCCCCCGAGCAGCGGAUGGCACCUUCUGUGCAGACGUGUACCUGUGUUUGUGCUCGACCACCGCUUUUCCUGGAAAGUGUUUCAUCGUAUCCGCCUAUGAUCGCUUCAGCUUCUGCUAGCAGAGACUGCUUUUGUGGUACCCGAUAUCAAAAUGCAUGAAAAUUAAACAAAACAGGCGAAAUUUCAUUGAAAGACCGUGUGCCUGGAAUGUAGCAUACCCCGUCAAUGCGGGUGCUCCUUGUGACUUUCUUUGAAAGCGACGAUGCGUUGGAUAGAGCCACGUGGCUAAGUCUUAUCGUCGUGUCACGUUAAGGAAUCUAAAGGUGUGAUUACGCCACCAGUUAGGAACAACUCUGCUGGAAGAAGUGAUAAUCGCCAGGGUGGUCCAAGAGAAGUGGAGAGCUGUUCUUUCCACUUCUUCCUUUCAUGCCUGUGUAAAAGAAAAAAAAUAUUGCUUGCACCGAAAAGUUAUUAUGUUAGAGU
Rhipicephalus microplus (southern cattle tick) is the source of this 3959-nucleotide messenger RNA. RefSeq lists its product as uncharacterized. NCBI's taxonomy places the organism in Eukaryota, Metazoa, Arthropoda, Arachnida, Ixodida, Ixodidae. Gene Ontology annotation, cellular component: plasma membrane. Gene Ontology annotation, molecular function: protein binding. The record is from RefSeq and is a predicted model, not a curated record.